Cuculus canorus (common cuckoo) is the source of this 2430-nucleotide messenger RNA. It is a transcript of the gene VPS45, whose product is annotated as vacuolar protein sorting 45 homolog. Bases 65 to 1777 code for a protein of 570 amino acids. NCBI's taxonomy places the organism in Eukaryota, Metazoa, Chordata, Aves, Cuculiformes, Cuculidae. Gene Ontology annotation, cellular component: Golgi membrane. The record is from RefSeq and is a predicted model, not a curated record. Gene Ontology annotation, biological process: vesicle-mediated transport; intracellular protein transport. The transcript has 15 exons.
CGUGCCGGACUACAAGUCCCAGAGGGCAGCGCGGCCGGCAGGGAGAAGGGAGAGCGGAGCCGAGAUGAACGCGGUGCUGGCGGUGAAGCAGUACGUGUCCAGAAUGAUCGAGGACAGCGGCCCCGGUAUGAAGGUGCUGCUCAUGGACCGGGAGACGACCGGCAUCGUCAGCAUGGUGUACACGCAGUCGGAGAUCCUGCAGAAGGAGGUUUACCUCUUCGAGCGCCUCGACUCGCCCAACAGGGAGGCCAUGAAGCACCUGAAGGCCAUCUGCUUCCUCCGGCCCACCAAGGAGAACGUGGAGUUGCUCAUCCAGGAGCUGCGGAGGCCCAAGUACAGCAUCUAUUUCAUCUAUUUCAGUAACGUGAUCAGUAAGAGCGAUGUGAAGCUGUUGGCUGAGGCUGAUGAGCAGGAAGUUGUGGCUGAAGUUCAGGAGUUCUACGGCGAUUACAUUGCAGUGAAUCCGCACGUUUUCUCCCUCAACCUCCUGGGCUGCUGCCAGGGCCGCAGCUGGGAUCCGGCUCAGCUCUCCAGGACAACGCAAGGACUGACUGCUCUGCUUUUGUCCCUCAAGAAAUGCCCCAUGAUUCGGUACCAGCUCUCUUCCGAGCCAGCAAAGAGGUUGGCUGAAUGUGUGAAGCAAGUCAUCACUAAAGAGUACGAGCUGUUCGACUUCCGCCGCACUGAGGUUCCUCCGCUGCUGCUCAUUCUGGACCGCUCUGACGAUGCCAUCACCCCACUCCUGAACCAGUGGACCUACCAGGCGAUGGUUCACGAGCUGCUGGGGAUUAACAACAACCGCAUCGACCUCUCCCGCGUCCCGGGGAUAAGCAAGGAUCUCCGAGAGGUUGUCCUGUCGGCUGAGAACGACGAGUUCUACGCCAACAACAUGUACCUGAACUUUGCAGAGAUCGGCAGUAACAUCAAGAACCUCAUGGAGGAUUUCCAGAGGAGGAAACCGAAGGAGCAGCAGAAGCUGGAAUCCAUCGCAGAUAUGAAGGCCUUUGUGGAGAAUUACCCGCAGUUCAAGAAGAUGUCCGGCACGGUAUCCAAGCACGUGACCGUAGUGGGAGAGCUCUCGCGGCUGGUGGCAGAGCGGAACCUGCUGGAGGUGUCGGAAGUGGAGCAGGAGUUGGCCUGCCAGAACGACCAUUCCAAUGCUCUGCAGAACGUGCGCCGCCUCCUGCAGAACCCCAAGGUGACGGAGCUGGACGCCGCCCGGCUGGUGAUGCUCUACGCCCUCCACUACGAGCGCCACAGCAGCAGCGGUCUGCCCGGGCUGCUCGCAGACCUCCGGAACCGCGGAGUGGCCGAGAAAUACCGCAAGCUGGUGGCCGCCGUCGUGGAGUACGGAGGGAAGCGGGUCCGGGGCAGUGACCUGUUCAGUCCCAAGGAUGCCGUGGCCAUCACCAAACAGUUCCUCAAAGGGCUGAAGGGCGUGGAGAACGUCUACACGCAGCACCAGCCUCUCCUGCAAGAAACGCUGGAUCAGCUCAUCAAAGGGAAGCUCAAGGACAGCCAGUUCCCGUACCUGGGUCCCAACACGCUGCGCGAUAGGCCCCAAGAUAUCAUCGUGUUCCUCAUCGGAGGGGCGACGUACGAAGAGGCGUUGACCGUCUACAACCUGAACCGCACUAACCCGGGCGUCCGGAUUGUCCUGGGGGGCACCACCAUCCACAACACCAAAAGCUUCCUGGAGGAAGUCACCGCGUCGGGGUUCCGCGGCCGGAGCGCCGAGAGCUCUCACCUUGCGCCGAGGUCAAGCAGCAGGCGGUGAAUCCAGGAGAAAUCACCGUCUUGCCCAUCCGGAGCUUUCCGAGACGGAUUGAACGGCUUUGGAGCAGAACUGACCCUUCUCGCUUUCCCGUUCCGCGCCCGGAGCACCGAUGGGUGAUGUCGGAUCAGGACAUGCCCAGAACCGCAGCGUCCUCGGCGCCUUCGCACGCUCGGAUCGGGGCGGAAACCGCGAUCGUCGCCGGGAGAGAGCGAGGAAAAAGGUUCCUGGAGCCGCGCAGAGCUCCGCUCGGAGCUGCUUUAUCCGUGUGAGUCCCCUGACGAGCGCUUAACGAUCUCCAACCUCCGCGUGCGGCCCUGGAAUGGGGAGCGCUGCGUUCCCGACGCCCUUCGCUCCACUCCAUGUAUUUAGAGUCCCAUUAAAUAACUCGUUUUGACGGAAUCUCGCAUCUAUCGAACGAUUCCUGAUGGCCCUUCGCGAUGCCGCGGAGGUAUCAGUACUGUCUUAAUCUUCUUUAUUAACUAUUUACCGUAACAAUCCAACCCAAAUCCAUAUCCCGCGUUUUUCUCCCGUGUUCCGAACUAGGAGAGCGCUGAGGUUUCUUUUUAAUAUUCAACAAUAAACCCAACGGCAAUAAAACACCUGGAAUUCAAAAGGAAACGAGAGAAUUGGGAUGGUGAAACCAACCUGGGAUC